AUGAUUUUUAGAUUAGUUACCCAUGAUGGUUUGGAUAAAUUACUUGCUGGUUAUGAUGAUAAAAAAGCAUAUGUACAAUGUGUAUUUCCAUUUUGUGCUGAACCAUCUUAUCAAUCGAUUAUAUUUACUUGUUGUUGCCCAGGAUGUAUUGUAGCAGAACGGGGGCCACAUAUAUUUAACUACGAUCCAAUAUUUCUACCAGAUAAUAAACAAGGACAAACAGAUGAUAAAAUAUUUGUCGAAAUGGAUAGAAUAAUAAAAAAAACAAAUUAG
This is a messenger RNA of Rotaria sp. Silwood2, 273 nucleotides long. NCBI's taxonomy places the organism in Eukaryota, Metazoa, Rotifera, Eurotatoria, Philodinida, Philodinidae. The record is from the annotation of a GenBank genome assembly.